This is a messenger RNA of Drechmeria coniospora, 1737 nucleotides long. RefSeq lists its product as uncharacterized. The record is from RefSeq and is a predicted model, not a curated record. Lineage: Eukaryota; Fungi; Ascomycota; Sordariomycetes; Hypocreales; Ophiocordycipitaceae. The coding region runs from base 1 to 1737 and encodes 578 amino acids. Gene Ontology annotation, cellular component: phosphopantothenoylcysteine decarboxylase complex. The transcript has a single exon. Gene Ontology annotation, biological process: coenzyme A biosynthetic process. Gene Ontology annotation, molecular function: phosphopantothenoylcysteine decarboxylase activity; FMN binding.
AUGUCCACGUCCUCGUUCUCCUCGCUCCACGAGAUGAGCCCGCGAUGCCGUAAGCUGCACCUGCUGGUGGCAGCCACCGGUCCGCGGGAUACCUCCUGGGCCCAGGCACUCGUCGUUCGGCUGUCCAAGAACAUGCAGAUAGAGACGAGGGCCAUCGUGGAUGAUGUCGUUCCGAGGCUGACGCAAGCCAUCAUCGUCAUGGAGAACCGCAGCCUCUCGCCCGGUCAAGGAGAGCCCGCGGACGACAUCGAGUUUUACCGGCAACAGGCGUACGAGCUGGUGGAAUGGGCCGAUCUGAUGGUCUGCGUUCCGCUCGACGCCAACGGGAUGGCCAAGAUGCUCGCCGGCAUCGCCGACACCUUCCUCGGCGAGGUCCUCCGGGGGUGGAACGUGCAAAAGAGCAUCGUGCUUGUGCCCGGCAUGAGCACGCACAUGUGGUCGAACCCGACGACGAAGCGACACUUGAGCAAGCUGUAUCGAAAAUGGAAGUGGGUCCGGGUCAUGACGCCCAUCUUGUGGCAUUACGAGGGCGGCACCAAUCCGAAGCGAGUGCCGAACUGGAACGGAUUCAACGAAGUGCUCGGCAUCAUUAGGAACCAAGCGGAUCUGCUCGGCCUCGGGCGCGACGUCGAGAUGGCCACGAGCACGCCGGUCAUCGCCGAGAGCAAGGUCCCGAUACGAGCCAAGCUGCCGCCCGAGAUAUGGAUCAUCGUCCUCGACUACGCCGGAGACUGGGAGCUCGCGAAAGCGUUGGGCAUCUACACGCACCUGCCGAUGCCGCCGCCGUGGCGGCUCGAGGCGCAGCACCCCUCGGACCGGCUGAGCGUGUACGAGCAUGAGCUGGAGUGGACCGUGCUCACCGGCAACUCGGCCGCCGUCUGCAAGAAGCUGUCGCAGUCGCCGCCCAACUUUCACGACGUCUCGGCGCUCUUCGUCAAGCUGGUCAUACGAUUCGGCCUCAUCCAGGUGCUCGAGUACAUGGAAGCCAACCGACCGGAGCUGUUCAAGGCCUUUGACGGCACGACGUUGCCGACCAACGCGUCGGCCUACUACCCCCGAACCGACGUCCUCGACUACUGGAGGCAGAGUCGCUGGUUUCGGGACAAGCACACGUACGACGCCGAGGCCAUGGACGGCGCGUCCAAGAACGGUCACGUGCCGGUGCUGGACUGGUGGUGGCGUCGUUCCGGCCUUCCGCUACGGUACACGGAAGCGGCGCUGGAGCAGGCGAGCGGAAAGGGCCAUCUACUGGUGCUCGAGUGGUGGCGCGACGCGGCGGCCCAGGACGAAACAGUGGUGCUGCGGCCGGGCCGUUCGCUGUGGUGGGCCACCCAGCAUGGCCACGACGACGUGCUGCGAUGGUGGGACGCGUCGGGCGUGCCCGUGGCUCACGGCGACGCCGUCGCCAAGGUGGCCAGCCGCUGGGGUCACGUCCACGUGCUCGAGACUUGGAGACGGCUCAAGGGGGACAACAAGCUCGUGUUUGACGCCGAGGUGCUCAUCAGCUCGACGAUGCACCAGCACGUCGACGUGCUGGAGUGGUGGCGCAGGUUCGCUCACGGGGAGUUGGAAGGCAUGGACGGACGAAAGCAGCUCGUCGAGUUCCGGACAUGCAACAUCGAAGAGGCUCUCGAGGACAGCAUCGGGGACCAGACCAAGGUCCGGAGGUGGUGGGCUCGGUACGGGCUGGACCUGCGAAUGCGGAACGAAGAGUGGAUGCAGACCAGAUAUCUGUGA